Molecule: messenger RNA, 702 nt
Organism: Endocarpon pusillum Z07020
Lineage: Eukaryota; Fungi; Ascomycota; Eurotiomycetes; Verrucariales; Verrucariaceae
Exons: 1
Coding region: 1-702 (233 amino acids)
Source: RefSeq, a predicted model, not a curated record
AUGCCAUUCUUAUAUGAUCCAGAAGAUAGCGAUUUUGAUGUCGGAGAAUAUGCCAGCUCCUGGUCGCAUCCAGAACCCGACAUAGGCCCUGGAUCGAAUAGCUCAAGAGUCACUCACGGCAGUGAUCUUACGACCACAGCAUUCCCAUCAAGCGCGCAAACAUAUCGACCAGCGGAUAAUGGUCCCUUCCCAACAACCUCCGUACAAGAUCCACGUCAAGUUGCCACCACACUUGCAAGCAUUAUCCGACUAAUACUCGAUACCACAAGCGCAACAUCUCAGCAGCCAAACCAGAUCAAUCUGCUGGUAGCCCAUCCACCGACGCAGAGCUUGGGCACCACAGAAGACAGACGAACUAUCAUCGACGCCACAGGGCAAACAUCUCGUCAGCCAAUGCAGGUGACGCCAACGACAGUGGACUCACCAAGGUUGACAUCCAGAACUGUGGGACGCGCUACAGCCCCGAUGGGCAGGCGUAGGAGAACACCCUUGGCCGAAGGUAAUGCGUCUACCCAAAGAGAGCAGUACCAAAAUGCUAGGUCACAGCUUGUUAUCGAAAGAUGGCUCAUAAGAAGCGGACGGCUAGCACAACUCGAAGCUGAACGAAUUAGCGGCGGGAACAGCAGCGCUGAACAUCGGAGAGAGGAGACUGAUGGGGCCAGGACUGCUGAUGAGGUCGAACAAUCAACUGCGAGGGAAUGA